UUUAUUUAUAACAAAAAAAACAUAAAUAAACGGUGUCAUGGAUCUCCCCUGAUACACGUUCUCCAUUUCCGUUGGAGAAAAGUGAAAGCAAACUCCGUUAUAGUUUCAGUUGAUUUGAAAGAGUGAAGCAGAGAAGAAAGAUGAGCGUGGCUGUGAAUAGUGUAGUUGGAAUUGGAACUCAGAAUCAGAAUCAUAACGUUUUUGUUUAUGGAAGCCUCCUCGCCGAUGAGGUUGUCCGCGCUCUCUUGAACCGCGUCCCUUCUUCCUCAUCCGCUACCCUCUCCGACUACCAUAGAUUCAAGAUCAAAGGUCGCGUUUAUCCUGCUAUUCUCCCUGUCCAGAGUAAAAAAGUCACUGGCAGAGUCCUUCUUGGAAUCUCAGGAGUGGAACUCCAUAUUUUAGAUGAGUUUGAAGAUGUUGAAUACACUAGAACUGAAGUUGAUGUUUUCUUUACGGAGAAUUCUGAAAACUUGAGAGCUUAUGCAUAUGUAUGGAGCAAUCCAAAUGAUCCUGAUUUAUAUGCUGAGUGGGAUUUUGAGGAAUGGAAAAAAGUUCACAUGAAUGAUUUCGUCAAGAUGACCGAAGAAUUCAAGCAACAGUUGGAAUUGCCAGAAUCAAAGCCAAGAGUUCAGACUUAUGAAACCUUCUAUAAGCAAGAGAACGAUAAGCCACUUGACCCUUGAUGCUUAUAGUUUGUAAAUUUCUGCAUUAUGUUUAUUGUGCAGUAUUGUAUGAUUUCACUAAGAAUCAUACUAUUUUUCUUAAUAAUUAUCAGUUUCUCUUUGAAUCAUACAUCUGAUGAUUUAAUAAGUAUAUUAAUGCUUGUUUACAAUGACAAGGUAGUGAUAUAUUUAUGAUCAAAUCCAGACUAUUCCUUUAGUGUUAAGAGUAAUAAUUCUUAUUAGUUAGUUAGAGUUUGUUGAUAGUUAAUUAGAGUUUGUCGUUAGUUAAUUGAUUAAUUCUCAAUAUAAUCUAUCUAUAGAGCACUUGUAUA
Molecule: messenger RNA, 994 nt
Organism: Trifolium pratense (red clover)
Lineage: Eukaryota; Viridiplantae; Streptophyta; Magnoliopsida; Fabales; Fabaceae
Product: AIG2-like protein D
Exons: 5
Coding region: 141-683 (180 amino acids)
Source: RefSeq, a predicted model, not a curated record